Messenger RNA from Notodromas monacha, 493 nucleotides. The record is from the annotation of a GenBank genome assembly. Lineage: Eukaryota; Metazoa; Arthropoda; Ostracoda; Podocopida; Cyprididae.
UGGCCAGAGCUGAGAAAAUUAAGGUUGGACCGAGUGCGUCGAGUCAGUCGUGGUCCGGACGUUGCUGUGUUCGCCUCUGCCUGACUCUUGAGUUUCUUUUUUUUUUUCUCUCUCGUGUGUGUAUCUUUAUACCAGUGUGAAACCCGUAUAUAGUUUCGUUUUGUUUCGUUUCGUCGCUGCUGCAGAUUAAACAAUUACUUUGAAAGAUCUUCAACUCCGUUGGAAGGAAGCUUUUUGCGCAACAACAAAAAUGAGGAAAUUGACAUUGGCAGCGUUGGUCCUGGUGACGAUCGUCGUGGUUGCGGAAGCGAGUCCUAUGGAGCGAAGUGGAACAUCCCGGAAAACUGGAGCAAGCAACCGGUCAUUGAGAUGGGCCACUUUCCUGUCGCAGCUGGUGUUGCUUCGGUUUGCCGGGCUGAGGCUAAUUAACGUCGCGUCCAUCACGCGCUUGGCUUCAAUCGGAGCUCAUUUCUUUAUUCAUCGCCAAGACUGA